GAUAUUGUACGAGGAUUUCAAGAGGAGGAAUUACCAUCAAUAUUUAAUUGCAUGAAGACUACUAUUCAAUUAUCAAAGACGGGCAAUGCUGCAAUCAUUGUUGACCCAUCAAGCAUGCAAAUAGUCGCAAAGGCCACGGACCAGACACACAAGCAUGAUACGCCUGAAGGGAACACGGUUUCUGAAGCAAAUGCAGAUGUUACCUGCUCUUUGAAUGAAUCGAUGGGUAAUGGCAGCAAUUUGUCACUGCCAGGAUCCUUUCUUCCUAAAUGCGACAGCUUGAACAUGGAAAUCUCAUGUAUAAAUCCUUGGGGAUGGAUGAAAAAAAAGACUUGUGAGCGGAAGCCAUUGCCCUGUGAUGGCUGUUUUGCAUGGCAUCCUCUGAGACAUGCUCCCAUGGUUGCCAUUGAAAAUGCUGCUGAGAGGGAUAGAACGAUGUUCCCUUCUUUGGCUUCAAUAACCAAGACAGAUUCAAAUGGCAAUCUAGAGAAGUAUUGUGAUAAUGAACAAGCAAAAAGGCUAAAGACAGAUACAAAAGAUAAUGAGCCGUCGGCAUCUGAAUCAUUCUGUGGUGACUUGUCUGAAACCAGCAGACCAUAUCUCUGCACAGGAUUUGAUAUCUACCUUGUUUGGGAACCAUGCACAAUGUGUGCAAUGGCACUUGUACACCAUAGAUUCAAGCGCGUGUUCUAUGCUUUCCCCAAUCCUGUCACCGGAGCGCUCGGUGGAGUCUACAUGUUGCAUGGGGAGAGAAGUCUAAAUCAUCACUACAAUGUAUUUAGGGUUUCAGUACCUGAGGCAUACUCGAAUGGUUUGAAUUAGUUGUUCGAAGGAAUGCUGACCCAACAUCCUGUUCCAUUUUGUUUAGAAAAAAAGGAUCCAUGAGCUCUUGAUUUUCACUAUGGGUGCCAUUUUGUUGCACAAGAGCUUCAGAUUAGGCUUAAACUUGUCCUUUUGUAUUAUUAAAAUUUUACCUAUGUUGUAUCACUAAAAUAGUCUCUUCAUUCUCU
Molecule: messenger RNA, 1010 nt
Organism: Zea mays
Lineage: Eukaryota; Viridiplantae; Streptophyta; Magnoliopsida; Poales; Poaceae
Product: tRNA-specific adenosine deaminase TAD3
Exons: 4
Coding region: 52-822 (256 amino acids)
Cellular component (GO): nucleus; cytoplasm
Molecular function (GO): tRNA-specific adenosine-34 deaminase activity
Source: RefSeq, a predicted model, not a curated record